Messenger RNA from Belonocnema kinseyi, 740 nucleotides. RefSeq lists its product as uncharacterized. NCBI's taxonomy places the organism in Eukaryota, Metazoa, Arthropoda, Insecta, Hymenoptera, Cynipidae. Bases 55 to 459 code for a protein of 134 amino acids. The transcript is spliced from 4 exons. The record is from RefSeq and is a predicted model, not a curated record.
UUCAAGUUUAUCUUAACUGGAAAAUAUCAAUUGAAUUAAACGGAUUCUUCAGCCAUGAAGUUUGCCAUCAUCUGCUUGUUUCUGGCAUUAUGUACCAUCAAAAUAUUCUAUGCAGAUGCGAAUAUACUGGAUAAAUUAUAUGCCGAUUCCGUGAAUGAAAUAGGGACUUUCGUAACACCAUGGGAAAAUAAAAUUCUGUCUUGUUUUACUGCUGCACAUCAGCAAGGGAAAGAUAUUGAAAAUUGUGAGAACAAUUUUAAUGUCCCACUCCAAGAUAUUGUUCCUUCGUUGCAAAAGGACAUGCAGAAAUGUAUUGAUGAUGCCCGUAUAAGCAAUCGUCUCAAGGUUGCGAGUGAAUGCUGUUCAGCCAAAGUAAAUGCUUUAAAAAGUCAGGUGCAUUCUCUUGUAAAUCAAGCCCAUGUAUGCCUUCGUAAAUUAGGAUUCUCUAACUGUCACUAAAUGACUACAGUCAGAAAAGGUUAUCUUUAGGUUUCUUCUUCAAAUGUUUCUUCAAAUUUUAUUUUAGACCUGUGAAGUAUUAGUUGAGCACUAAUUGAUACUGUUUUUCCUGAGUCUCAUUUCAAUACCUGAAAUUAUACCUGAAAUGAUUACUUUGCUAAUAGUAAGGUUGACUUUUUUAUACAUAACUUUCAAUAAGGCCUGUAAUUGUGAAUAAUACUACGUUAGAUUCUAGAAUUAUUACUUUUAAAUUCAAACCAACUGUAUGAAGUUGUUCGGUU